UUAGCCUUUUCUUUUCCCGCUUUCCCUCCCUCCCCCAUGCACCUUGGAGAGAGUGCUCCCAUCCAGCAGCAUCGCUCAUUUCUGAGACAGACAAUGGAGUGGAGAAUUUAGGACAGUUGGCAGGGUUGGCAUGUUGGAAGGGAUGGGGACACGGGCUGUUAAGUAGCUCAUCUCAACACAUUCAUCCUUUGAAAUGAUAGCACUCCACAGAAAGGAAACCCAGGCGGUCCUGCUAAUGUUCCAUCAGCUGAGCUUCUAGCCAUCACCCCACCAGGAGGUUCUCACUGCAACACCAUGCUGCAUCUCACCCUGCUCCUCCAUCUCCUGGUCCUCUUACUCUCACCUGCAGAUGCAACCAUGAAUGGGGAGGUACCUGACUUCUGUGGAGGCGAUGCUACAGGUUACGGGCCAGUGUUUGAGGAGCAGCCGGUGGAUACCAUCUACCCUGAGGAGUCGCCCGAGGCCAAAAUCACCAUGAACUGCCGGGCCAGAGCCAAUCCACCUGCCACAUACAAGUGGAGGCUGGACAGUCGGGACAUUGACAUGGAUGCAGAUGACCACUACAGUUUUGUGGGGGGCAACUUGGUCAUCAGCAACCCUGUCAAGAACAAACAUGUGGGGAUGUACUCCUGUGUGGCCACCAAUGACUAUGGCGCGAUCAUCAGCCGAGAGGCCUCUGUCCAGUUUGGAUAUCUUGAUUUUUUCUCAUCAGAGGAGAGACAGUCAGUGCGUGUGAAAGAGGGACAAGGGGCAGUACUGCUCUGCGCUCCCCCGCCACACUACCCAGCCGAGCUGUCAUUUCGAUGGAUGCUGAACGAGUUCCCCAUCUUCAUCCAAUUGGACAAGAGGCGCUUCGUCUCCCAGACAACAGGCAACCUUUAUAUCUCCAAGGUGGACGCUUCGGACAGUGGCAACUACUCCUGCUUUGUUUCCAGCCCCUCCAUCUCCAAGAGCGUCUUCUCCAAGUUCAUCCCCCUCGUGCCUCUGGCUGAACGUCCCAUCAAGAAAUACCCUGCUGACCUCAAAGUCACGUUCCCAGACACCACUGCCCUGGUGGGGCAGAAUAUCACACUAGAGUGCUUCGCUUUGGGGAAUCCCAUCCCUGUGAUCCGCUGGAGGAAGCUUGACGGGCAGCUGCCAUCCACUCAUGAGCUGGGCAUGUCGGGGGCUCAUCUGCACCUCAAUAAUGUACAGUUUGAAGAUGCGGGUACCUAUCAGUGUGAGGCUAUGAACUCCAAAGGAAAGGACUACCACUCUGCACGAGUCUCCGUAGAAGCCUAUCCUGAGUGGGUGGACCAUAUCAACAGCACAGAGAAAGCUAUCGAUAGUGACUACACCAUGUCCUGCGUGGCCAGUGGCAAACCCAAACCAUACGUUCGCUGGCUGAAAAACGGCACCGUGUAUGACAAGAAAGAGAUGAAGUUUACUGGCUUAACGUUUGAAGACUCAGGGAUGUACCAGUGCAUAGCAGAAAAUCACCAUGGAGUCAUCUAUGCCAAUGCAGAGCUGCGCGUGAUUGCUUGUGCUCCUACAUUUGAACACAACCCAGUGAAGAGGGUUUUGGGAGCUAAAAACAGCCGGGUAGUGAUCAAGUGUCAACCCAAAGCAGCCCCAAAGCCUAGCUUCUCCUGGAGCAAGGGCACAGAGCUGCUCUCCAACUCUACCAGGAUGUUCAUCUGGGAGGACGGGAGCCUGGAGAUCCUCAAUGUGACGCUGGCAGAUGAAGGGAGGUAUACUUGCUUUGCCAAGAACGACCGGGGCAAAGCCAACAGCACCGGGUCGCUCUCCAUCACAGAGGCCACAAAGAUCACCUUGGCCCCAUCCAAUGCUGACGUGACAGUGGGAGAGAGUGCCCGAAUGCAGUGUGCCGCAUCACAUGACUCCUCCCUGGACAUCACCUUUAUCUGGUCCCUGGACGGUCAUGUCAUUGACUUGCACAAGGACAGACAGCAUUACGAGCGAACCCCGAAUGGAAGCUCAAAUGGCGAGCUGCUGAUUAAGAACACCCAGCUGAAGCAUGCUGGACGCUACUCCUGCACCGCCCAAACCCCAUUGGACAACGUCACUGCCUCUGCCCAACUGGUCGUCAGGGGUCCCCCCGGCCCCCCAGGUGGGCUGCGAGUGACGGAUAUCACUGACAAGAGUGUAAGGUUGCAGUGGAGCUGUGGUGCAGACAACCACAGCCCCAUCUCCAAAUAUACCAUCCAGUACAGGGACUCCUUCUCCAAAGAUGUUUGGAAGGACGCCACCACAUCUCCUGAGGUCAUAGAAGGGAAUGUGGAGACAGCCACAGUGGUGGAUUUGUUCCCCUGGACCGAGUACGAGUUCAGAGUGAUUGCCACCAACACUCUGGGCACAGGGGACCCCAGCACCCCAUCAGCUGAAGUCCUCACCCUGGAAGCAGUUCCUGUGGUGGCGCCCUCGGACAUCAGCGGGGGUGGAGGGACAAGCAGGGAGCUGACCAUCACUUGGACGCCUGUACAGCCGCAAUACUACUCUGGGCCUAACUUUGGUUACAUUGUGGCCUUCAAACCCCAUGACGGCUCAGAGUGGUGGAGGGUGACGGUCGCUGACCCCGAGGCCAGGCGCUACGUCCACAAGAACGCCUCCAUUUCUCCCUCGACAGAGUUUGAAGUCAAGGUCAAGGCCUUCAACAGUAAAGGAGAGGGACCCUUCAGUCACACGGCGAUCAUUUACUCUGCACAAGAUGCUCCAUCUGAAGCCCCAACCCGUGUAGAGGGAAAAGCUCUCUCUGCCACUGAGGCCAUCGUGUGGUGGCUGCCAAUCUCCCACAGCCAUGUAGAUGGAUACCAGGUGAAAUACUGGAAGAAGCAGGAUGACAGCGAAGGUGGAGCCCACAGGGUGGCAGUGCCUGGUAAGGGGAACCACACCAGGCUGGAGGGCAUGAAGCCGGACUCCCACUACCUCAUCGAGAUCCGGGCCUACAACGCUGCUGGAUACGGGCCGCCCAGCCCUCACUUCCAGAUCUACACCAAGAAAGCCCCUCCCAGUCAACCCCCCAGAAUAAUAGGUAAAAAGUUAAAGGGCCACUUAGUAAAUAUUGCCUGGGAACAUGUUGAGCCCCUGUGGAACGAGUCAUCAAUAGAUGGUUACAAGGUUCUGCUCAGACAGCAGGGCCAUUCCACAGGCAUGCUUUAUACAACCAGUAGACGGACCAUAGACCUUCCUGUGCCCAGAGAGGGGGAUUUUGUGGUCGAGGUCCGGGCGACCAGCGAAGGAGGGGAUGGUGCUGUGGCACAAAUCCACAUCACAGGCGUCCCAGGUGGAGGCGUCCCAGCUGUCCAGUCUCUCAGUUUAACCUGCCUGCUCCUGUUGGCUCUCCUCUGCCUGGACCUCUGAAUGUAGCUCCAUCUUUGUCUUCACUUCCUGUGAAGGAGACUCUGUAAGGUCGAUGCCUAAAAGGACUUUGGCUUUUUCCAUAAUCUUUUGGUUCCACACUGCAACCAGAGCACCAUAUUCUAACUCUCCCCUCUGGAAUAUGUCUGUGGAAAAAGACACACAACAACAACAACGAAUUGGAAAUGGACAAAGACAUCCCUUAUUUAAUAUCAACAAAGCAUCUUCGGAGGAGCGUCAAAGGAGUUCUGUCAACUUUUUCAAUAUGCCUUAUAUAAACGAUUGCUCUUAUCUUUCACUAUAACUUGUUUAAAAUGGAUGAUGCGUGUGAGUGUGGACUACACACUUUGGCCAGGUUGGCUGGUCUCUUUACAUCAUGGAGCCAAACUUUCUUAUACAGAUGAACGUCUGUUGAGAAGUGUCGGUUUCAUUUGAUGUGUGACGUUUUGGAUAAUCUAUCCUACAUUGCAUUCCAUAGUAUAAGCUAAACAGGUAAAUACUUGUGAAGGAUAAGUGUACAAGUUUAUAAAACUGUCUUUAUGUGUUUCUUUUCUUUUCUCUUCUUGCAGUUCUGUGGCUUUCCCUCCUGUUUUCUUUUCAAAAUGAAGCACACCCUCUGUUACAGAGAUACAGUCAAAGCAAAUCUUAGCCUUUUGCAUUCUCAGUUUUAUUAGCAAACAUCAUAGGGCAAAGAGCAAUUUAUGUCAUGCUAAAAUAUAUGCAAUAAUUUAUAUGGUUUUGCUAUCUAAUAUACUAUGGAUGUCAUACGUUCUUUGGAAAAAAAAAAUGUUUGACAUGCAGUCAGUGUUUAUUUCCAAAUUAUAACAUGUACUCUAUUGACAGAAUACCACUUUCUAAGUGUGUGCAUGUAGACAUUGCUAUCUAGAAGAAUAAUUUCAAAAGGUUAAAAAAAUAAGUCACGUAAAUGUGAGUGAUUUUUGGCACAUGUAUCCGCAUUUGCAAAGUUGAAUGUAAAGCAAACCAUGGAAACAAGAAAUGAAACUCCACAGCAUACCAAACAUACAGUUUCAAAUGCAGAGCAAAACUACGGUAAAUAAACAAUGCAUGACAGUAAUUUUGUGUGCUUGCCACACCUGGCUGCUUUUAUACAACUGUGCAGUGAUCAUGGCUUCACUACAACAUUUUUUUCAAUGUUGUUGUAUGAAUCAUGCUCAUACUCCAAAAUAAGAUUGAAAAGCAACCCAUGUCAGUGUGCAUUUACCUAAAAAUACUUUUGUUUUGACUGUAUCAUUUGGACCUCAGCGGUACCAGCUGGUGCUUUUUAAAGAAUGUGGGCAUUUUUUUUUUUAAUGUAAACCUUUUCAUUUCAUCUCUCUUUCUUAUAUGGCUUUGUGUGAGUGUCACUAUUAACAUUACAGUGAACAGUAGCGACGCUCAUGCCGUUCAAUAAUUGUGCAAUGUCUGACGUAUCAAUAUUUUCUAAUAAGACAACUUGCCUAGCUCCAAUAACAGUAAUCUAGGGUUUAGUGUUUUUCAUAAUCUGGUACGAGUUCAAAAAGAAGCAAAGCCAUCCAUGUCAGCAGUCAGAGCCCAUCCAAAGCUCAUUAAUUUGUCUUUAUGUCUCUGUUUGUCUUUUUAUUAACAUGAGAGUUACAUGUCAUCAGAGCUACAUAAGCAACUGGUGUUGCCGAUAUAGCUCUGAUCUUGCUUAUAUAGCUAUAUUAUCAACUGGUGUUGUUUUGUUUGUGAUUAUUACUAUAUUUGUAUGUCAUGACCCACCACUGGUUGGACAGUUUAGAAGUUUAUUUCCCCCAAGUGGAGAAAAAAUGCUGUGUUUUGGAUUCCUCUGCAUAUGGAUUCAUAUUUUGUGUGACUGAUGCUAGCCAUGCUUCUACAUUGUGGCUAUAUCAACAUCCACCACAAAGUGCUUUUCCCAGUUUCCCCUCAUGCGACAAAUCAUUGAAAGAGUUGCCAAAUGCAUGAAUGCCUUGAACUUUGACAUUUUGGAUGAAGCAGUGGCUCUACAUUCUAACAUGCAUGACAUUGGAAACAAAAUGGUACUGUAACGCUCCAUACUUCGCAACGAAUCAACUCAUGCCAGUUUCUCAACCUCAUAGCUUCAUAUGAAAUACAUUCCAUUCCUGAGUGACAUCCCUUUAUGUCAGAGACAGAGACAGUGUAGAUAAGCCUAAUAUGUGCAUUAGCUGCUUCAUUAAGCCAGUCACUUAUUGUAUAUCAAGUCUGUGGAGGAGGAUUUUUUUAGAGACAAAUCCUUAAACUGACUAAAGGAAUCUCACUCAUUAAAAGUUGAGAAAUGGUCCUGCAGUCUCAUGCACAUGAUGGUCUGAGUUUGAUGACAUCACUGGUGGUGGUAUUUGGCUGUUUGCUUAAGUUCAGUGCUUCACCGGACAUGAGUGGGCACAUGUUGUGAGGGAUGAAACUGGACUCUCUCUCAUUGGCUGGACUUAAAAAGAAACAAUAAAAGUGUAGUUAACUAUUAAA
Molecule: messenger RNA, 5820 nt
Organism: Myripristis murdjan (pinecone soldierfish)
Lineage: Eukaryota; Metazoa; Chordata; Actinopteri; Holocentriformes; Holocentridae
Gene: cntn1a
Product: contactin 1a
Exons: 24
Coding region: 295-3360 (1021 amino acids)
Biological process (GO): axon guidance; cell-cell adhesion; brain development
Cellular component (GO): plasma membrane; axon
Molecular function (GO): cell-cell adhesion mediator activity
Source: RefSeq, a predicted model, not a curated record